GCUUUAAAUCGACAUUCAACAAAAUAGGAACAAAAAAAUCAUUAUUAAACUUGCAUGUUUACAACAUUGCUGUACGUUAUGCUUCGCUGUGUACAGAGCUUCAUAACCAGGAAGAAUAUUUUGAAGGUCUCGGAUUCAUAAAAUGGCGACUCUCUCAAUUUUCAGUUUCUUUCUAUUGGUGUUUGUUUUGGGGAAAGCUGCUGGAGAUCCAUGUUCUACGUACAGUGUAAUGUCGGGAGAGAUUCGCCGAUCUACGGCCUAUACCUUGAAGCCUUCCGACACGGCCAUCUGUGACAACUUCCUGACAGAGCAAUGGUAUCGGAUAGACAGUCAGGCAGGGGAUGAGAUCGUCCGCUCCUGUCCCUCUAUGACGCAUUGUGGAACAAUGUAUCCCAUGUGGAUGAAUGGGAACCUACCGUUGACAUCUGACGGUGAAGUGGACAGGACCGUCUGUCAGAGUGGGAUUACUGGAUGCUGCGAAUCCUCGCUGACCAUUAAAGUCAAGAAUUGUGGGACAUAUUAUGUGUAUUUUCUGAGAAAGCCUUCUGGAUGUCCAAUUUCAUAUUGUUUUGGUACACUGUAUGUGAAUGAAACUACAACAACCACGACAACCACGACAACAACAACAACGACAACAACCGCUCCUCCGACAACAGCAAGUCCGUCUACAACAACUGAAUGUGACAAAGACGAGAGAGGGGGAAAAGAACACAGGCAUGGUAAACACCACAGUAAACAUGCGAUGAUGGCAUCCGCUGCUCUUGCUUUAGUGGUAUUUCUUAUAUUGCUAACACUGUUCAUCUUCAAACUUUACAAACGGAAGAAUCCAAAGACAAACGAAAAGGUGGAACCAAUCGACGCCGUUGCACCCGUUGAUGGUCCUGAGAAGACUCCACUCCCGGAACAAUGGGUGGUGGUCGUACCGUCAGCCCCGCCUCUUCAGCUGCAAAGCUCCUUCAUCAAGAAGACCCCGACGGAGGAGGUUUCUCAGCCGUGAUCUUACUGGGAAGAACACAAAUGUUGUUGUUUUUUAAACGUUAUUUCGUUUUCUUGAGAGUUUUUUUUUUUGCUCUACGUAUUAAAUAUAGUUCAUCAUGUGUCAUUUUAUUCAAAAUGCUGUGCAGUCCUGGUAAAGUUCAGUAUCUAAUUUUGAAAAAUCGAACUUUAUAUAAGUACAGUGUCAAGAUACAAAUAUAUACCGGUAUUUCUGUUUAUUACAGUAGAUAUUUACUUAUUUGAACAAGGUUUCGCCUUUUACAGUGGAAGAAAAGAAAUGUUUUUAGAAACCUGCUUGUUAAUUCACGCCAGUUAAGUUAUAUAUAGUUGCAUUCAAAAUUUUUAUCUCCAUUUUGAAUUCAUCUGUACAUAGCUUUCCCAUUUUUUUCAUUUUAGCGAAUUUUGAUGAAUAAACACAUAUUUUCUUUUGAGUUCCUAGAACGAUGAUCAGAUGUGAUCAGAAAAUAAAUUAAUUCUUCAUAGAUCUUAAUGUCCUUAGGUCACCCGAGUCACUUGGAUGACCUAUAAUUGCUUUUUCAAACGUCGUCUUGCGGUUAUGCAUCGCGGUUGUAGACAUUUUCGGCUUCAUUGUUGGCAUAUUGCACCAAUGGGUUAAUAAGGGUGGAAUUUUAUUUUAAUUCUAUGGUCCCUAUAUCCAGGGCCUAGAGUUGGGACUAAUACCAUCAAACUUAGUGCUAUUUUUAAAAACUCUUCUUUUGUACUUCUAGGCAUCAGACAGUCAAACACAUUGCAUGAAUAUUAUGCUUUGAGCCAUCUUCCUAAACUGUAAAAUUCAUGGUCCUGGGUUCACGGGUUCUGGAAUUGGGGCUCUAAUGAUUUUUAAGCAGAUAUACUACGAAGUGAAAAAAAAUAUAAAUCGGUUGUUCUAUAUACCUUAAGAUUUACUACUGGGGAUAAACGAAACAUUUUGUUGAUUCCUGAUCAUCCUAUUUCUCCUGGUUUUGGACAAAAAUAAAUAGGCAUAUCUUCAUCUUUUAGUUUAUUUUGUUUUAUUAUACUAAUAUCUGCAUUUUAUACAAUGGUGUAUUAUGCACGGGUGACUUGGGUCUGUUAAUUUUGCAUUUUCAUAUCUUUUACUUUUUUAAUGUUGAUUAUUUUCAGUGAAAUCAUUUACAUGUUAGAAUUGCUGUGAUAUUUUUAACACAUUAGUUUGUGCAUAUUUAUCGUGAUGUUUCAUGAUGAAUGGUCAUAUUGUUUAAAUAAAAUUAAAUUGAAAAUAUGCUA
Molecule: messenger RNA, 2241 nt
Organism: Saccostrea cuccullata (small rock oyster)
Lineage: Eukaryota; Metazoa; Mollusca; Bivalvia; Ostreida; Ostreidae
Product: oncoprotein-induced transcript 3 protein-like
Exons: 6
Coding region: 143-997 (284 amino acids)
Source: RefSeq, a predicted model, not a curated record